Molecule: messenger RNA, 3695 nt
Organism: Marmota monax (woodchuck)
Lineage: Eukaryota; Metazoa; Chordata; Mammalia; Rodentia; Sciuridae
Gene: Golm2
Product: golgi membrane protein 2
Exons: 10
Coding region: 265-1575 (436 amino acids)
Source: RefSeq, a predicted model, not a curated record
UUCUCCCGGUUACCUGCGGCCGAUGCCAGAUUGAGUUCAAAGCCUCCGGCACUCGCUUUGGCCUGAUUUGUGGAGGGGGGGCGGGGAGGGACCUGCAGCUUGCGGCCCCGCCCCCUUCUCCCGCUAGCCGGCGAGCCAAUCGGCCCGCCUCCGGCUUCGGCCGGCCCUGGGGCCGCGUUCCCGGUGCAACCUGGUAGCCGAGGCCUGAGCUUCUACUCGUAGGUGCCGGUGGCGAGGCCUCAGGGCACAGCGCGGUUCGGCCUCAUGGUGGGUUUUGGAGCCAACCGGCGGGCUGGCCGCCUGCCCUCUCUUGUGCUAGUGGUGCUGCUAGUGGUGAUCGUUGUCCUUGCCUUCAACUACUGGAGCAUCUCCUCCCGCCACGUCCUGCUUCAGGAGGAGGUAGCCGAGCUGCAGGGUCAGGUCCAGCGCACUGAGGUGGCCCGCGGGCGUCUAGAGAAGCGCAAUUCGGACCUCUUGCUCUUGGUGGACACGCACAAGAAACAGAUCGACCAGAAGGAGGCCGACUACGGCCGCCUCAGUAGCCGGCUGCAGGCCAGGGAGGGCCUGGGGAAGAGAUGUGAAGAUGACAAGGUUAAACUACAGAACAACAUAUCAUAUCAGAUGGCAGACAUACAUCAUUUAAAGGAACAACUUGCUGAACUUCGACAGGAAUUUCUUCGACAAGAAGACCAGCUUCAGGACUAUAGGAAGAAUAAUACUUACCUUGUGAAGAGGUUAGAGUAUGAAAGUUUUCAGUGUGGACAGCAGAUCAAAGAAUUAAGAGCACAGCAUGAAGAAAAUAUUAAAAAGUUAGCAGACCAGUUUUUGCAGGAACAAAAGCAAGAGACCCACAAAGUUCAAUCAAAUGAUGGAAAAGAAUUGGGUAUAAACGAUCAUGUAGUACCUAAAAAUAUUCCCAAAGUAGCUGAGAAUGCUGCAGAAAAGAAUGAAGAACCGUCCAGCAAUCACAUUCCACAUGGGAAAGAACAAAUCAAACGAAGUGGUGAUGCAGGGAUGCCUGGGAUAGAAGAGAAUGACCUAGCAAAAGCUGAUGAUCUUCCCACUGUUUUAAAAAAGCCCCCUGUUUUGGUUUCUCAGCAUGAAAGUCAUCAAGCAAUCUCCCAUAUUCCAACUGGACAACCUCUUUCCCCAAAUAUGGCUCCAGGUUCAUAUGUAAACCACAAUGGAAAUCCUGGCACUUCAAAACAGAACCCCUCCGACCCUCUUCAGCGUUUAAUUCCAGGCUCAAAUUUGGAGAGUGAACACAGAAUUCAAACAGAUAUAUUAAAGCAGGCCACUAAGGAUAGAGUCAGUGAUUUCCACAAAUUGAAGCAAAGCCGAUUCUUUGAUGAAAAUGAAUCCCCUGUUGAUCCGCAGCAUGGCUCUAAACUGGCGGAUUAUAAUGGGGAUGAUGGUAACGUAGGUGAGUAUGAGGCAGACAAGCAGGCUGAACUGGCUUACAAUGAGGAAGAAGAUGGUGAUGGUGGAGAGGAAGACGUCCAAGAUGAUGAAGAGAGAGAGCUUCAGAUGGAUCCUGCAGACUAUGGAAAGCAACGUUUCAAUGAUGUUCUUUAACUCCUAAAAGAAAACAUCAGAAAACCUAAAGUGCUGUAAAAUGGAAUCAUUUCUACUUUGUCAUUGUUGACUUCUGUUGUAAAGAUCAGUUGUAUCAGUUGUAAAGAUACAUUGAGAUAGAUGUAAGGAAAAACUUUAAUGAAGGAAUGUACCCAUGUACAUAUGUGAACUUUUUCAUAUUAUAUUAUCAAAGAAGACUUUUGGUUAUGAUACAGUUGAGCCAAAAACAGAUAAUCUUUGCAUUUAAAGCAAACUAAUGUAUAUUUCACAUUUUUUGAGCCUAAUUUUUUUUCCACAAAUAGACAAAUGGGAGAAAAUGGUUAUGUAGAUGUUUUAUGAUGCACAUAGCAUAACCACAGUGAGAACAAUUAUUCAGCUGAGAAUUUUUUAUACACUAAUAUCUUCUUGUUAGCCCAACAGGUGUUCUGUUCUAUCUGCCCCUCAUUUCAUGCUUUUCAGGAGUUAUGCCUAGAAUAGUUAUGUAAAAUAGGGGAAAUUGGAUGCCAAACACUAGUUAACGUGUACAAAACUGCCUCUCUACUCAAGUGCUGAUGUGUUUUGGCAUAUUAACUUUCAGCUGAGGCCUGAUGGAAUUUGAGAUAAACUUCAAAGACAUAACAGUAUAUAUGAGUUAUUGUUUAUGUUAGUUCUUGAAAUUAUGGAAUGCAUGAUGGACGAUAUAUUUUCAAUUUUUUUCUUUCUCAAGUAAUACCAGUACUAUUUAAGUAUAGUCAGCACUGGCUAAAAGAAAAAUUUUUUUUCAGAGUUCAGGUCAGUGAAGAUAAAUUAAAUGCCAGAUCCUGAAAGGAGCUAAAUCUACUUUGAAAUGAAUCUACAAUUGAUAUUUCAAAGCUUUUCUGGUAGUUUUAAUGAUCUUAUUUAACUAGACUUUUUCAGAACUACUAAAUAAGAAAUUUUAACAGGUUUUUAUUAAUGCACACAUAAAUAGAUAUACAGUGAGGUCUACAGCUGUUUUAUUAAAAUAGCUUAAAAGUUAAAAUAAAAAUGAAUCUUUGUAAUUACUUAAUGUUAGUUAAGAACCCAUCAACCUCAUAUUUGCUAGACUUACACAAAAUUGUUUUAAAUGCAUUUUUUGACACUAUUUAGUCAAAUGUGUAAGCUAGCUAACCCUUAUUUUCUUAUUCAAAGCACUUUUAAAUAGUACCUCUCCCCACAAAAAACUAAAGGUUUGGAUCAUACCAGGAUGUUUAAGGUUGUUUAACCCUGUUUUUCAAAAGGGCUACCAUUAAUUGCAUAUAAACAUGAAAUAUCAGGCAGGGGAUAUAGCUUAGUGAUAGAGUGCUUGUCUAGUAUGUAUAAAGUUCUGAGUUUCUCCCCAGCACCACAAAAUAAACAAACCCAAAACAUGAAAUACCUGCACCCCCACAUUAAGUUUCCUGUCAUAAUUCAAACUUAUAGAUUAUUCACUUGUUGAGGUGCAAAAAUUCUUAGCUUUCAACUGGAAAUUAUUUAAUGACUAGGAAAAGAUGCAGUAAUUUACUAAAAUAGUUUUUUCCACCAUAUCAAACUAAAUAGUGUUCAUGUUUUUGUUAACAGUAGGGUCAGGACUACAGGUAUGAUGGUUCACAUAAUUUUUAAAAGGGAGUUAGUUAAAAGGAAGUGAUAUAUAUCCUUUGGUGUACAUCCUUUUAAAUGACUUUAAAUAGUGAAAAACACCUGUUCAGAAUAAAUUUGGGCAUUAAUCGGAGAGGUGAAUAAAAAUAUUCCUAGAAAUAUUUCAUAUUUAAUAUUAUAAAAUCUUUACAAAUGAAAUUACCUUAGUUCCUUUUUCAUAAAAAUGAUCAUUUGGUUAUAUGAUAGCUAUUACUUACAUAGCAAAAGUUCUUCAAUUGGCAGUCUAGACAUUUUAUAAACCAAGAAAUUUUGGACCAAUUGAUAAUAUUUCUGACCGUAUUAACAUUUUAGUGCUAUAAAAUACUAUGUAGAUGUCUUAAAAUUCUGACAUUCUACAGUCUAUAUUACUAUGCUGUUUUUGUUUUACUUCUGCCUUAAAAUUUAGUUUUUUUAAAUGUAUUUUUGCCCUGAAUUGUUAAUUUGAUCAAAGUUCUGCUUCUAAAAUCAUCACUUACUGGGUUCUAAUAAAUGAAAAAUUAAACUUG